This is a messenger RNA of Acytostelium subglobosum LB1, 4050 nucleotides long. RefSeq lists its product as hypothetical. The transcript has 3 exons. The record is from RefSeq and is a predicted model, not a curated record. The coding region runs from base 1 to 4050 and encodes 1349 amino acids. Gene Ontology annotation, molecular function: protein serine/threonine kinase activity; RNA endonuclease activity; ATP binding. Gene Ontology annotation, biological process: intrinsic apoptotic signaling pathway in response to endoplasmic reticulum stress; IRE1-mediated unfolded protein response; protein phosphorylation. Gene Ontology annotation, cellular component: IRE1-TRAF2-ASK1 complex. Lineage: Eukaryota; Evosea; Eumycetozoa; Acytosteliales; Acytosteliaceae.
AUGGGAUUCUUGAUAUUUCUCUUGACUACUCCUGAACCAAAGUCUAUUCAAUCGUUGGAGGAGUCAUUGCUUGCAGCAAAGGCAAUCACACCAAGACCUUCGAAUAUAUUGGUACAUCCAGCAUUGCCACCUGGAAACUACUUGCUCUACGGCUGCUUCAAACAUACUGUGUUCAACUUUGGCAAGCUGCCCUACACCGUGACGCCAGUGACAGAGGAGGACUUUGACGCGAUCAUCUUAAAGUCAUCAUUGGAGAGCAUCAACAGCAGAGCUGUGUACCCUCCCAUCGCCGGCGACGAGUACUUCUUCUUUGGCAACAGUCCCUUUGCUCUGGAGAAGCGAUCACUCAAGGGCAUCACAUCCUACGCCAAGCUGGUGACGGUGGGACGCGAGGAGCUGUUGUAUCGCGUGCGUCAGGACCAGCCCCUGUUCCUAGCAUCAAACGAUAUCAAUGAGGCCCAGGGUGGCUUCAAGUUUAACAGGAAUGCUUUGGUGCUGGUCGACAGAAGCAAGCCAAUACGCGACGGCUCUGGCAAGCUGCUCAUUCGGCCGGGGGAGGUGUUCACCGUCAUGGCACAUCCCGACGUGCUGCCUGAGGAGGAUGACUACGCCUGGCCGCCAGACCCAGAGAUGCACGAAGAUGAGACAAGGAAAUUGGUACAAAAGUUUGGUCAUGGCAUCCUACACGACGACUUUGAUGAGAUCGACUACAUCAUCUCCUACUUUGAUCUCUACGAGCCUGAUGAGGACCACUAUGACGACAAUGUCAGAGCGAUGAUGAAGCAUUUCGGUGGCCAAUAUCCAUUCAACUUUCAACGAGAUGAGGAGUUUAAUAUGGAUCGUUGUUGGCGUGUUGGGAUCAUUGACCCGGCAGAGUUUGGCGUUGGAACAAUCAUGUCGAUAUACAAGUACACGCAAAGGAAUAAGGGAUACGCAAGAGAGUUCUGGUAUAUGAUGGAUAGGUCAUUGCUAUUCAUUGAGUUGUCAGGCUCGACGUACUAUCAUGUGGUCAAGUGGUUGUGCUUUGAUGAUAGUCGAGGCGAUGACAACCGUGUACAGUUCGUCAGGAACGUCCUGCAGACAUACCCCGACAUCAUGAAGAUCGCACAGCCAUUCAGCUACCCAAUAUCAGGCAUGUCCACUGUCUUUUCGAGCACCAACAUGUAUCCAGCAAACUUCAACGACUUUAGACUGACGCUGCCACACUUUGCCGCCGCCAAUGACAACGACGAGAUGUUCAAGGUGCUGUACAAGCCCAAUGUAGAGACAGACGCAGUCUUCCCAACCACAUGCGAUGUCAUACUGCAGUUGUCAAGGCGCGCCUUGUGCUUUGACGCUCUGCUUGAGUUGGACGAGAACUACUUGGUCAGGAACCCAUCGGUCCACCCGCUUUGGUCGUUGGCUCACAAUCGCAGGCACACUGAUCUUGUGCCAUUCAAGCAUCGCAAGUACCCUGGCUUCAAAAUCGGCAUCCCGCACUUGCCCGACCUCGAGGACUCUUGUGCCGUGCACGGCAAGAUGGACCUGCUCAGGUACCUCACCACCAACAACAUUCCUGUACAGGAGAGGACACCGCACUCGCCCGAGUACCCUGACAUCUGCUCGCCGCUCGGCCUGCUCAUUGACAAGGGAAUCAACGACCAAGGCACACUGAUUGAGUUCCGUGCGCGCGGACUCUACACCGCCACCGCCAAGAUACACGUCUGCGACUCAAUCCUCAUUCGAUGCAUCAACAAGAACAGCGCGCCAAUACUGAAGGAGGUGCUCAACAUGCGGUUCGCCAACUCCUCGUGGCCGCUCUACCUCCACGACACCAAGAUACCAUUCGUCUCAUUUGCCCUGUGGUGCCCCAACAUCGACCUGCUGCUGAGCCAGCCCAAUAUGCCCACGCUCGACAAGCUCGUCUUCAACUUCCAACAAUGGCUAUCGUACGCCAACAAACUGUUUGACAAGAGGUUCAGCGCGGCAUACUUCCCCUUCCUGGCCACGAUCCAACAGGCCAACCUUCUGGACAUCUUCAUGAUCUUUGGUAAGCUCGAUCAAAUCAUGCAGAUGCUCACCAAGUACAGCAUCUAUGCGACCGAUCAGACAAGGAUGCUCAUACGUGAGCGCAGUGAAGACGAGAGGAAGAAGAUCACCAAGCUACUCUCAGACCUUUCAUUACUGUUGGGCAAGGACAAGCCAUCUGGUGGUGGUACAGCUGCAAGCGGCGGAAAGUCAAAGAAUUCAAAGAAGAGGGCUGCCAAGAAGAAGAAGGCACAGCUGCUGCAACAACAAGACAGUGCUAGCAAGAUACCAGUUUCUGCGACCGAGCAAGAUGCUGAUAUGUCGGAUGGAGAUGACGUUGUCGAUGGAAAUGAUGAAGGCGUUGUCGAAGCUGUUGUCCCCGUGGAGGACAAUGCUCAGAUCCUCAACAACAACACAGUUGAUGUACAGAAGGAAAUGGCGAGCCUCAAUGUGGAUACCAACACGGCUGAACCGAUAUCAGCCGAGCCGACUCAGCUACAAAGCACACACCAGCAGGACACACCACCUACCACAACACCAACGACGACGACAACAACAACCACCACAACAGCGACACCAACAUCGACUACUACCACAGCCGCAACAACACCAACACCAACACCAUCACCAACACCGACACAAUCAAAGCUAGCUCCUCAGAGUAAGAAUCAAAAGAAGAAACAGCCGGCACAACAACAGAAGGCCAGUCCCAAGCCAGCACCACAACAAGUACCCGUGAUUCCCUCGACCCCAAUAACAGCAGUUGCCCCAACACCAACGCCACCAACAACACCAACAACACCAGUUGUAGAACCAACUCCAGCACCAGCGAAGCCAACCCCUGUCGCUGUUGAGCAAGAUGUAUAUGAUCGAACAGUAGGCAAGUUCAAGUUUAGCAAGAAGUUGAUCAUUGGACGAGGAAGCAAUGGCACUCUGGUGUACAAGGGUGUGUGGUGUGACAAGGUGCCUGUGGCUAUCAAGGAGAUGCGCAAAGGAUUCAACACACUCAUCGAAAAGGAGGUGGACAUCCUCAUCCAGCUGACCGCCAUGUCAAACUCUGACAACUUGGUGAGAUUCUUUGGCAAGGAAGAGACCGAGGACUACAUCUACUUGGCGACAUCACUGUGUGAGAUGUCACUUCAAGAGUUGGUGGAGGCUCACAAGACACGAUUCCAAUCGUUGACCAAGCGCUCACUGAUCAACGACAUUGUGUCUGGCGUCCAAUUCCUCCACAGUAACAGGAUCAUCCACAACGACCUCAAUCCUCGCAACAUCCUGUUCAAAGACAAUCACCUGUUCAUCACUGACAUGGGACUGAGUAGAAUGUCCGUGGAGACGUCAUUCGCAUUCACUCACAUGCCAAGUGGUCAAGGUGGUUACUUCCCCGCUGAGGUCAUCACCGACCAGCGCAAGACCAACUCUGUCGACAUCUUCUCACUCGGAUGUCUGAUCCACUUCAUACUCACAGAGGGUGGACAUCCAUUCGGUGACAACAUCCAUCGACGUGUAUCAAAGAUCAUUGACAACCAAUUCGACCUUCACCAACUCAUGGAUGACUACGCAACAGACUUGAUCACACAGAUGAUUGCACAUGAUUCCACAAUGCGUCCAUCAAUCGAAUCAGUUGUCCAUCAUCCAUUCUUUUGGGACAUCAACAAGAAGAUCAUGUUCAUCAUCCGAGUGUUCCAGACCAUCCAGAACCAACCACACUCCUACCUAAGCAACGACACCACCAAGAUAGUAGUUGAGCAUUGGAACAAGACAGUUGAUUCCAGGCUGCUAGAUCAACUUGAGUCACAAUAUAACUAUAAUAGCACUAAGGACUUGAUUCGAUGCAUCAGGAACACGACACAACACCAUCAUCAACUGUUCAAGGAUGCUCAGAAGAAGACAUUAUUCUUUGAUUCACAACAAUCAGCAUUCCAAUACUUUGAACAACGACAUCCAACACUGAUCGUCCAACUCUAUCGCAGGUUCAUCAACACUGAUGAUGCCCAAUCAGACAAUCUCAAGGACUACUUUGUUGUGUCCACCUCGUCCUAA